CGCGGCAACCCGUAGCCGGCUUUCCCAACAUGGCGGUUCCCCAAGACGUCCACGUCAGGAUCUGUAACCAAGAGAUUGUCAAAUUCGACCUGGAGGUGAAGGCGCUUAUCCAGGAUAUUGGAGAUUGUUCAGGACCAUUAAGUGCACUUACCGAACUGAAUACUAAAGUGAAAGAGAAGUUUCAACAGUUGCGGCACAGAAUACAGGAGCUUGAGCAGUCGGCUAAAGAGCAAGACAAAGAAUCGGAGAAGCAAGUUCUGCUCCAGGAAGUGGAGAAUCACAAAAAGCAGAUGCUCAGCAAUCAGACCUCAUGGAGGAAGGCAAAUCUCACUUGCAAAAUUGCUAUCGACAACCUAGAGAAAGCAGAACUUCUCCAGGGAGGAGACCUCUUCAGGCAAAGGAAAACUGCCAAAGAGAGCCUGGCCCAGACGUCCAGUGCCAUCACAGAGAGCCUCAUGGGGAUCAGCAGGAUGAUGUCCCAGCAGGUCCAGCAGAGCGAGGAAGCCACGCAGACGCUGGUUAAUUCUUCACGGACUAUCCUGGAUGCAAAUGAAGAAUUCAAGUCCAUGUCGGGGACCAUCCAGUUGGGACGGAAGCUCAUCACAAAAUAUAAUCGCCGAGAGCUGACUGACAAGCUUCUCAUUUUCCUUGCACUCGCCCUCUUUCUUGCUACGGUUCUGUAUAUUGUGAAAAAGCGGCUCUUUCCGUUUUUGUAAGAUCUGAGAGCUGCCAGCUUUUGCCCUUUGAGUUCCAAUGUCAGGAUCCAGCCACGCUUCUGAGCUCUGGCCCCGGCCGCCAGACUGAUCCACGCCCCCCAGUCUGCGCCAGUCGCUCAGCAGGUCCGAUGGAGACACAGCCCCGCCUUCCGGAGCUUCUGCAGGUGGCUGGUGUGUAAGGGGCGAACAGAGCAAGGGGAGGGAGGCCUGUCAUCGGAACACCUGCAGAGACACAGGGACUCAGAGCUGUCGCACACUGGUGGCUGCCACUUGGGGCACUCGGGCCGGCCUCCAGGAUUUGAUGUCCCUCUUGGGUCCCCCUCCCCCGCUGCAGCCUUAAUGCCAGAUCUGGAGGAGGGAAGAGAAAAGGGGGAGAAAGAGGAGGAUGGAAACUCACGUCCAUUCCUUGAAUAAAGUUGACUAAAUUAUUUUUUUAUUUUA
Molecule: messenger RNA, 1157 nt
Organism: Eubalaena glacialis (North Atlantic right whale)
Lineage: Eukaryota; Metazoa; Chordata; Mammalia; Artiodactyla; Balaenidae
Gene: BNIP1
Product: BCL2 interacting protein 1
Exons: 6
Coding region: 30-716 (228 amino acids)
Biological process (GO): retrograde vesicle-mediated transport, Golgi to endoplasmic reticulum
Cellular component (GO): SNARE complex; endoplasmic reticulum
Molecular function (GO): SNAP receptor activity
Source: RefSeq, a predicted model, not a curated record